UAUGAGUUGCAAGUGACAUCAUCUAACCGAGAACAAAGCUAGUUCUAAGUCGACUGAGAAGUUGUCACACCCUUAUUUUUUAUUGGAUCGAAAAGCCUUCAUUCUGAUUUGAUCUUGACCGCAGGUGGUGAACCACGGCGUGGGGGAGGAUGUAGUGAGAGGGUUCCGUGACGCGGCGGCGGAGUUCUUCGCGAUGCCAGUGGAGGAGAAGCUGCCCUACUGCUCCGACGACCAGAGCAAGCCCUUCCGUCUCGCCUCAAGCACAUCCUACGACAAGAGCGAGACGCGGUACUGGCGCGACUAUCUCAAGCUCCAGUGCCACCCGGUCUCCGACGAGCUCGUCGGCCACUGGCCGGCGGAACCAACAAGCUUCCGGCCGCGCCUCGCCGAGUUCUCCGAGGCGGCGCAUGAGCUAGCCCAGACGCUCCUCAGCCUCGUCGCCGAGGGUCUCGGCCUCCGCGCUGACUUCUUUGCCGGCGAUCUCAGUGGCGGCGAGACCCAGAUGAACGUCAACUACUACCCGCCGUGCCCGGACCCGAGCCUCACGCUCGGCCUCCUCCCGCACUGCGACCGCCACCUCCUCACCGUGCUCUCCCAGGGCGAUGUGGCGGGCCUUCAGGCGAGGUACAACGGGCGUUGGCUCCUCGUCCGCCCUGUCCCCGGCGCCUUUGUUAUAAACUUUGGCCACCAGAUGGAGAUCGUCACCAAUGGGGCGCUGGCCAGCGUGGAGCACCGUGCCAUCACAAACUCCGCCGUCGCGAGGAUGUCUGUGGCGACACUCAUCAUGCCCAAGAUGGAGUGCCACAUCGGCCCGGCGCCGGAGAUGGUGGAUGAGGUGACGAAUCCGGCCAAGUUCAGGGAGUUUGUGUUCAGCGAGUUCAUGGAGGCGUAUAACACCGCUGCCGCCAGCAGGGAGGACGUGCUCGACUCCUUCAGGAUCCACCGCGAUUAGCUCAAUAACGACGAUGGCAUGGAUAUGCACUAUAUUCAGUAAGAAGCAAGUAAGCGGCCCUGGAGCAGAACGGUCUGAAUGUCUAAUUACCAAAAGUUGUUGUGUCUGGGCAUUGACAUGAUGCCCCAUAUACAACUUAAUGUUUACUUCAUAUUGUCACAUACUCUAAAACAUGUGCUACUGUGGUGUUAACUUUUCAAGAAAAAGUUUGAAGUGUACGAUUGUCAAGUGUA
This is a messenger RNA of Lolium rigidum, 1185 nucleotides long. RefSeq names its product 2'-deoxymugineic-acid 2'-dioxygenase-like. Bases 194 to 952 code for a protein of 252 amino acids. The transcript has a single exon. NCBI's taxonomy places the organism in Eukaryota, Viridiplantae, Streptophyta, Magnoliopsida, Poales, Poaceae. The record is from RefSeq and is a predicted model, not a curated record.